AUGGCGACGAAUUUUAGAAACACAACACUCAACGAGGAAAGGAUAUUUGGCAAUACCAGUGGACUAAACACGUCAGGUGGAUUGAUUUCUACCAGUCAUCCACCUCCUUUACCACCCAGACCCCAGUUCUCGGGUGGUGGGGGUGAUAUGAUGUUUGGUAAUCGUUAUGGAUUUGCUGGCCAACCUGGAUACCCCGGGUACAAUCCGUAUGGUGGAUAUUCUUCAAUGGAUUAUUACGGAGCCAGGAGCUAUGGGGGUGGCUAUAUGGGCCAAGGAUACGGGGGAUAUGGCAGCGGAGGAUACGGUGGAUUCAAUAAUCCCGAACACAGGUUUAUUCAACUAGCAGAAGAAAGUUCGCGGCCCGCUUUUCAGAUUCUUGAAUCACUCGUUGGUGCGGUUGGUAAUGUAGCCAUGAUGCUUGAUUCGACCUUCUUUGCCGUUACUAGCUCAUUCCGUGCAGUUCUGAGUGUCGCCGCAAACUUAGCACACUUGAAAGGAACAUUCGCACAAUUCUGGUCAUCCCUGGCGAUAGUUCGUGCGGCAGUGUGGUUGUACAAAAAGCUGUUGUACAAACUUAGGAUAACGAAAACAGAUCCCACAAUUGAAGCAUUCAGGGAAGCUUUCAAUGGGUCUGCCAACAGCGAAGUUACCGGUAAUAGUACGAGGAAACAUUCUUCUUCCCUGUUAGCUGCACUAUUCAUGGGUUUCAUGCUAUCCGUACCGUAUAUGCUUAUUAAACUGUUCGCACCAAAAGUGACUGCUGACACUGCAUUAAACGAUCCCGCCCAGUGGAGCGAUCCGGUAGAGGUACAAGUAUUGCACAAGUUCGAUGCUUCUAACGCUCAAGAGAUGUCGAUUCGUACGGGACAGAUAGUGCUACUAGCACCGAAAGAAAUUCAAACCGACCGACACUUGCUUAACACUGGAUGGGUACUAGCGGCCUCGGCAGAUCGAAAGUCAUGCGGUAUCAUUCCACUAAACUAUGUGCAAGCGCUUAAACAAUCAGUAGAAAGACAAUAG
Molecule: messenger RNA, 1020 nt
Organism: Anopheles marshallii
Lineage: Eukaryota; Metazoa; Arthropoda; Insecta; Diptera; Culicidae
Product: peroxisomal membrane protein PEX13-like
Exons: 4
Coding region: 1-1020 (339 amino acids)
Biological process (GO): protein import into peroxisome matrix, docking
Cellular component (GO): peroxisomal membrane; peroxisome; peroxisomal importomer complex
Molecular function (GO): protein binding
Source: RefSeq, a predicted model, not a curated record